Messenger RNA from Pteropus alecto (black flying fox), 4258 nucleotides. RefSeq names its product Sad1 and UNC84 domain containing 3 (gene SUN3). The transcript has 10 exons. Lineage: Eukaryota; Metazoa; Chordata; Mammalia; Chiroptera; Pteropodidae. The record is from RefSeq and is a predicted model, not a curated record. Gene Ontology annotation, biological process: nuclear envelope organization. Gene Ontology annotation, molecular function: protein-membrane adaptor activity. Bases 1592 to 2467 code for a protein of 291 amino acids. Gene Ontology annotation, cellular component: meiotic nuclear membrane microtubule tethering complex; nuclear envelope.
CUCACUCUCUCUGGUGUGUAUACACACACGUACACACACACCAGGUUCUACACACGUACACACGCGCCAGGUUCUACACACGUACACACACGCCAGGUUCUGUCGCUCUGGAGAAGCCUGCCCAGCACAGGAGGCAUGGAGCUAAACGGGGACGCGACCUCAGAUCGAGCAAUCACACGAGCAGCCAGGGACCACACGAACAAAAAUCAUCGUCCUCUAAGCUAAAAGCUUAGACGUCCAAUUUCUCCUUAGAACUAAAGCUGCAUUCACUGCAUGUAAGUAAAUAUUUAACAUGGCAAGUCUUUUAAAUAUCUUAAGGACAAUAAUUAGCUGAAUCAACACUAAAGUUUUGAAAGUGAGAGAAAUCCCACUGGGAAAGGAGCAAGGACUGUGCCGAAGCUCAUGGAAAAUCAGCAUAAGAAUUAAGUUUAGGAGCUUUGGGCGCUGCUGAUCACCUCAGCUCUCGGCUGGAGUCUUGUCUCCCAGACAGGAGGCGUUCGAUUCUUGCUUUAUUUUCCUGCGUUGUGAUUACUAAUUAAUCCACAGAGAACACUGUGUCUGCUUUUUUCUCAUUAUUGGAAGCUUUGGAAGCGUGUGCAAAGGAGCUCAGAGAGCCCAGGCCCAAGUCACCGAGAACCAGCUGUCACCAGCGCACACGCACGAGGUUAAGGUGGACAAGAAUUGUCCUGUAGCUUCUAUCGCUCAAAGACAAUGAUCACUUGCAUGGCCCUGGAUCACCGACUGCCCUGUGGAUUUCUGUGAGCUGCCAUAUUCCAUCAACCAGGAGGCAGUCGAGAGGGACGGGCGAGGACCCGGGGCCCGCAGCUCUGGUCCCCAGGCACACAGGGUCCCACGCCCGCGUACCACAGGGGAUCUGGAGGACAGCCCCACCGUCCACGCCUCUGGCCGCCAGGUCCCCAGAGGACAGUGGUCAAAGCCUGGCAAGGGAGCCCCCUGUGAGGGGUGCGACCUCUGGCAGCGUCCUAAGACUGUGCCUGUUUCAUCAUCUAUAAACCGAGGUUCAUGACACCUCAUCGCACUGUUUUGAGGUUAAAUGACCACUCACUAAGGCACAGUGGGUCACACGUAGGCUGAGCCCGUGCAGGGGAGGGAAACCACCAGGCUUCCAGUACCCCAGCCACAGCUCUCGGCUGGGCCACCGAGUCACCACUAGUGGUCCCAGUCGGCGGGGGCCAGAAGCGCAUCUAGGUCAUGUGAAAUCCAUGCUCCGUCUCCUCUGGGCAGACAGAGGGCUGCGGCCCCUCCCCGCCUCUGCCGUGGAGCCUCUAGAGCGAACCCUCUCCACCUUCUUCUCCAGUCCUUCCCAAGCCGGGGAGCAGUCAGAACCGGCAGGGACAGGGGACAGGCCGCCACACGCAGGCUGUCCUCCUCCGCCCUGGCCUGGCUUCAGCCCUGCUAAGCGCAGAGGCUGCGAACACCAGCCCUGCUUGGCUUCCUGCGCCAGGCACUGUAAGCAGGAUGUGGUUAACUGGGCCAGGUGUAAAUUAGGGGCCGGGAGAGGCCAUCAGAGAAGGACACGCUGCCGCUGAAGGAGGAGGCGCCUAGGUUGACCCGAUCGUGGAAGAGCAUCAUGAGUGUGGUGUUUAUACUGACGUUUUUCCUCGUGGGAUUUAGAAAUCACGUGUGGCUUAGAGAAACAGGGCCGCCUCAGAAAUCCCGACGAUUUUAUGCUGUAAUUACAGAAUAUGGUUCAAGGCUUUAUAAUUACCAGGCUCGACUUUGGAUGCCCAAAGAGCAGCUGGAGCUUUUAAACCUGCACGCCGCCGGGGAGCCCCCCGGAGCCCCGGGCCACGCAGAGCUCGUCGACCAGGAAACGUCAAACUUGGUAAAUUACGUACUUAAAAAGCUGAGAGAAGACCAGGUCCAGAUGGCCGAUUAUGCGCUCAAGUCGGCAGGAGCCUCUGUCAUUGAAGCUGGGACCUCGGAGAGUUACAAAAAUGACAAAGCAAAACUAUCCUGGCAUGGGAUUGGGUUCCUAAAUUACGAAAUGCCCCCAGAUGCUAUCCUUCAGCCGGAUGUUCACCCUGGGAAGUGCUGGGCCUUCCCGGGCUCCCGGGGCCACGCCCUCGUCAAGCUCGCCAUGAAGAUCAUACCAACCGCCGUCACCCUGGAGCACAUCCCAGAGAAGGUGUCGCCCUCAGGAAGCGUCUCCAGCGCACCCAAGGAGUUCUCCGUCCACGGCAUCUCGAAACAAUGUGAAGGAGAAGAGAUUUUCCUCGGUCAGUUUUUGUAUAACAACACAGGAGCCACCGUUCAAACCUUUGAGCUCCAGCACGAAGUUUCUGAAUCCUUAUUAUGUGUGAAGCUUAAAAUCCUCAGCAACUGGGGACACAUGAAGUAUACCUGCGUGUACAGAUUCAGGGUGCACGGCACCCCGGCAGCCACCCGGGGAAGGGCCGGUGCGCAGGCCCCACCCCCCCAACUCUCACGGGCCCUUACCCCCUAGGCUCACGGCGCUCGCGGGCAGGGAGAAUCGGGAGUGUGGGUCACACUUGCCAGUGAACGUGAGUGAAUUUACUAAUAAACCGUACGACAGUGUUUCCGUCUCCCGCGGCAGCCCGCCUGGCUUUCGAGCGCCGACACGUAAGGCUGCGCGUGCCCGGCGGCUCCGCUCACGGGCUGCUCGUGACGGCGCCUUUGCCUUCCGUAACCGGCUCCUUCACAUCACGCGUGGACGGCCACUGUUCCCCGUUACUGGACACUUCCCUGGAGGCCCCGGUCAACGCCAUUAAAUAAGUGAACGAGCACAGAGGCUAAAACUAGUGAGGAGCUCUGCCCACUACGGACAGAGGAUCUGAUGAAUUCCCUGGAAUGCGAUAAAGGCCAUUUAAAAAUACAUUACCAACAAGGGAAAACCGCAGUAAGCCAACGGAUACAAAAUUAUCACAUGUAAAUCGACAUCAUUCAUAAACACAAACAACCGCCAGUUAGAGGGUAUAAUUGACAAAGCCGCAGCAAAGAUUAAAAAAAAAAAAAAAUCAGAUAAAAGAAGAAAUUAAACUAUCUACUUGAAGCACUUCCAAACAGCAGCGGACCACUAGGGACCAGUAAACGGAAAGACGCGACUUUACUGUGACACGGAAACUUAGCUCUCGAGAUAUCAGCUGUCCCUAAACUAUAAACUCAAUUUAAUCUCAGUUAAAAACAAGAGAAAGUUUAUGCUAUUUAUGAGACAAUUAUGGGAUAUUAAGGAUUUACUAUUAAAACGAUAUUUUAGUGCCUGUGGGAUAAUAGUAUUUCAAUUUUGUUACAAGAAUUUUUAAUUUGUUCAUAUACUUAAAUACUUAGAUGAAACAAUGUAUCUGGGACAUGUUUCAAAAUGACGAAAGAGGGGAAAGAGGUGGCAGAGCGAUGGGAAAGUCUGGCCACGAAACGGUCAUUGAAGCCUGGACGGUCCGGGAGGGUUCGCGUCCACCCCAUCUUCGUUUAAGUGUGUUUGAUAUUUUCGAUUUUAGAAAGUUUUAAAGAGAUUAAAACAUCAUAUAAGAAACCGAAAGGGUUGUGUUUUAAGCCAAAUUGAUUCUCCAGUUCAUAUGAAAACAUAAACUUAGUUAUCUAUUAUCGAAGUGGCUGUCAUCAAAGUAAAACUGUCAGUCCGCAGUGCUAUAAAAAGGGUGGACAGCUGUCUACCCCACCCGUGGACGGGCAACAUUUCACAGUCCUUUGGAAGUGACACAGCAGCACCCCGAACCGUGGUCUCCACCCUGCUGGGUGGCGGGUGGGCCCUUUCUCAGAUCCCCAGUCCCCAGAGCUCUGCCUGACACGUCUCACGGAGUCUGCAAAUGUUGAUUUCAAAAAUAUUUAUGACACGUGAAGUAUUUUUCCUUAAACAUCUAGAGAAGAGUCUUCGAAGCUGCAUGAGCAGAACCCGCCCCUUCCUCCUGCACAAGCCAUGCCCGGCCCUGGUUUUAGUUUUCUCACGAAAGGAAAAAGACAAGUAUCGCCUGUCGCACUUGAAGCAGAACCUCUGAGCAGGCCGGGGUCUUCCCCACGGGGAACACGGAACCGCCAACAACAGGACUGCGAAUCAUCCCCCCGGCACUGGGAGAGGUGAGGGAGCAGCCGCCAGCCUGGCCGACGGCCCCGGGGCCAACCAGCCAGCGCAGAGCCCUCUCCCGAGCAGGGUUUACUCCUCUGCAGCUGCGAAGCUGUCAGGUCCCCUCUCCCAGCUCCACGUCCUGGCUGCCGCUUCGCUCCAACCUUGCUUCCGUCUUGGCGACAAGAUGACAGCACUUCC